Molecule: messenger RNA, 1886 nt
Organism: Paraglomus brasilianum
Lineage: Eukaryota; Fungi; Glomeromycota; Glomeromycetes; Paraglomerales; Paraglomeraceae
Source: the annotation of a GenBank genome assembly
UUAUUGGGAUUGAUUUAGGGACAACGUACUCGUGUGUUGGAGUCCAUGUGAAUGGCCGAGUGGAAAUUAUUGCCAAUGAGCAGGGUAACCGUAUCACCCCAUCUUACGUCGCAUUUACAGAAGACGGAGAACGGCUUAUUGGUGACGCAGCAAAAAAUCAAGCAGCGUCUAAUCCAGAAAACACGAUAUUCGAUGCUAAAAGGUUAAUAGGUCGCCGAUUCAACGAUAAAGAUGUUCAGAAUGACAUGAAGAACUUUCCAUUUAAGAUCGUCGAGAAAGAUGAUAAACCAGUAAUUCAAGUCAAAGUUAAAGGAGAGCUAAAAACAUUUACACCAGAAGAGAUCUCGGCUAUGGUAUUGGGAAAGAUGAGAGACAUUGCCGAGUCAUACCUCGGAAAGAAGGUGUCACACGCGGUUGUAACAGUACCUGCGUACUUCAACGAUGCUCAGCGACAGGCUACUAAAGAUGCCGGCAUAAUCGCUGGAUUGAAUGUCAUGCGUAUUGUCAACGAACCGACUGCAGCGGCUAUUGCCUACGGUCUUGAUAAAGGAGACGGGGAACGACAAAUACUUGUCUAUGAUCUUGGUGGUGGUACAUUUGAUGUCUCUCUCCUAUCUAUCGACGAUGGCGUGUUCGAAGUAUUGGCUACGGCUGGUGAUACACAUCUUGGUGGUGAAGAUUUCGACAAUCGUGUCAUCGACUACUUCGUCAAACUAUACAAGAAGAAAAACAAGGUCGAUGUGACCAAGGAUUUGAAAGCAAUGGGUAAACUGAAACGCGAAGUUGAGAAGGCCAAGCGUACUUUAUCAUCACAGAUGUCUACACGUAUCGAGAUUGAAUCGUUCCAUAACGGUCAGGAGUUCUCCGAGACACUUACCAGGGCUAAGUUUGAGGAACUUAAUCAAGAUUUGUUCCGUAAGACAUUAAAGCCUGUUGAUCAAGUGCUGAAGGAUGCCAAUGUGGAUAAAAAAGACGUCCAUGACAUUGUACUCGUCGGUGGAUCGACCCGUAUUCCUAAAGUACAACAACUAUUGGAGGAAUUCUUUAACGGAAAGAAAGCAUCAAAGAGUAUUAAUCCCGAUGAAGCUGUAGCUUAUGGUGCGGCUGUGCAGGGUGGUAUCCUUGGUGGUGACAAGGACGUUAAAGACGUGCUUCUGGUCGAUGUAUGUCCGUUAACACUUGGUAUCGAGACGACCGGUGGUGUGAUGACAAAGCUUAUUCCACGUAAUACAGUCAUUCCAACUAAAAAAUCGCAGAUAUUCUCGACGGCCGCUGACAAUCAGCCAACCGUAUUGAUUCAAGUAUAUGAAGGUGAAAGAAGUCUUACAAAGGACAACAAUCUUCUGGGCAAGUUCGAAUUGACUGGUAUUCCUCCAGCUCUUCGUGGUAUACCCCAAAUAGAAGUUACAUUCGAGCUUGACGCCAAUGGCAUUCUUAAAGUAUCAGCGGCUGACAAGGGCACCGGCAAAUCAGAAUCCAUUACUAUUACUAAUGAUAAGGGACGUCUCUCCAAGGAGGAUAUCGAACGUAUGGUCGAGGAGGCCGAACAGUUUGCUGAGGACGAUAGAAUACAGAAAGAACGUAUUGAGGCUCGUAAUGCCUUGGAAAACUUUGCGUACACUCUAAAGAGUUCUGUUGCUGAUGACGGUGAUCUUGGCAAGAAGUUGAAUGAUGAAGAUAAGGAGACAAUCAGAGAUGCUAUUAAGAAGACACUAGACUGGUUUGAGGAGCAUUCUAAUUCAGCAACAAAAGAAGACUUUGAUGAAAAGAAAGAAGAGUUACAAGCUAUUGUGAAUCCAAUUACCAGUAAAUUGUACCAGGAUAAUCAGGAUAAUCAGGAUAAUCAGGAUAGCAAGCCAUCGCCAGAUCCGCGUGAAGAACUUUAA